CACGAUCACGCCGUCGCAAUGGAUCAAUGCGAGCUCAACACAUAACUGGCCCUCGAAUCUAUCGAUCGUCACGAAUUCCUCUUCGUACGAGCCACCGCGCGCGUGUCGCAAGGGCGCAACAAAUCGACGUGCCGCUCACGCACACGAACGACGACUGUCUCCUUAACAACAGGAGUUCCUUGUUGAGUGGAUAUCAGAACAAGAGGCUCAGGGGUUCCCUCCUACGCACGCUCGUACGCGUGAGAUGACAACUCGAAUUUCUUAUCUUAAUCACUAUAAAAAGUAACGGACACGGAUCGGCAGACUUAGAGCAUGCAGUGUUCAUUGGAUGCUGGAAGAUGACAAAGCCUUCGAUAUAUGUGACACUCCCCAAGCCUUUCUCGAACAGAACAUACCAUGUUCCAAAUUCUGGAUCCUCGCCGCCCAGCUUCCAGACCCCCGGGUCCUGGUGAAAGCAUUCAAUUACUAUUUUGAUGAAGUCCAUUGGCGCUAUAACGUCGGUCAAAGAUGCUACAUGGACAAGCGGCUUGAGCAGUGGACGACUGUUGUGGGGACUCCCGCUUCGCAACAGACCAGCAUCAACAAGGAUACGCCGUACUUUGUGGCAUUCUCUUUCGAGCUACUUGCUGUCAUCCUCCAAUGUAUGCGGCCUGAUCGAGAAAUCGCUCGCAUUCUCCAUGCGACUAACGGAAGAGCGGCUGCCAACAUGUCUCGGAGGUAUAACUAUGUAGCCUCUGAGGUGAUGCUGCUACUUGGUCGACACGAUGGCACGAUCACGGUCGUCGAAUACGAUUUGCUCAGAGCGAGCUGGUUGAAGAACAAUGGCCGUGGAGUCGAAAGUUGGUAUGCUAUCAGUGACGGCGUUAGACAAGCGCAACAAUUGAACCUCCACCGCGCGCCACGGCUUGCUACAAAGAAUCCUGACUCGUUGAAGAAUCUCGAGCAGUUUUGGUCCCAGGAGUACGCAACACGAACCUGGAUCAACAUCUUUUGCUGGGAUACAGGGACCGCGCUGAACUUAGGCCAACCACGCAUCAUCAACGCAAAAGACUGUGACGUCAACCUCCCUCUCGAUUGUCCAUCUCCUGUUAAUCCAUCUCAAACCGUACCAAUCCCUAAGGACGAACACACACCUUCGCCUCUUUCUUUGCUUCUCAUCCGUUAUGCAAUUGCUAGGAAAGUUCAUGAGACCCGAAAGUUUGGCCUGGACAAACCCACUGCGAAAUAUGACUCGAUAUGGGCCUUCCAUGAGGAGCUCAACAACCUCUUCAAUGAAUUACCUCCAUAUUUUAACCCAAACAAGCCUGCAACAUAUUUGGACUCCAGUUUCUCGUACCUUCCUCUACACCGAGAAGAGGCGCUGAGCCAGCUGAACCUCAUCAUCAUGGAGCUACAUCGGCCUUUCAUCGCAGCACAGCCGCAAAGCCGCAUCGCUGCGAUGAAUGCCUCCAUUGGUUCCAUCGAUAACCAACAGGCUCUUAUGAACUUUUCAGGACGACACCAUUACACUUACUUUGGCUUUGGUUUCUAUACCGCUAAUGCAGCGAUCAUGCUUGCUGCCAUCGCUCAUGUCCACCCAAGCAAAAGCCAAACUCAGCUGAUUGAAAAGAAAAUGAAACAAGCUUUGUCGAUUCUGAUCAACAUAAAAAGCACUAACGUAGUCGCUCGAGCGGCAAUUCCUAUUGUAAAGCGCUUGUACGAGAAAGUGCAGAGUUCUCUUUGCCAGAGUAUGUUCCGCUUUCCAAACCUUGUGAGCACAGAAUCAACACCGAGCCGAGAUAGUGGCUAUGUGCCAACGAUAGCUUCUCUGAUCGAUUCAUAUCUUGCUGCACCAAUCAACACUGACUUCAUGAUCAACAACGCUAUAUAUCCACCACUCCAAGAUCCCUCAGGUUUACCUGAUUGGGACGAUAUGCCACACGUUAACAAUUAUGACGCCGCGUUCUGGCUCGAUCAACUGCACAGGCUCCCGGAGAAUUUGACGCUGAAUAGUGCCAUAAAUUCAGAUACAUUAUGGUCAUGAAUGUUCUGGAAAGGACAAAGAGCUGAUCUUGUCGUUGGCAACGUGCUGCUGAGCAGCCCUUCCGUACACUGUUUUCUCAACGAGAAGCCAA
Molecule: messenger RNA, 2114 nt
Organism: Aureobasidium subglaciale EXF-2481
Lineage: Eukaryota; Fungi; Ascomycota; Dothideomycetes; Dothideales; Saccotheciaceae
Exons: 3
Coding region: 329-2023 (564 amino acids)
Biological process (GO): DNA-templated transcription
Cellular component (GO): nucleus
Molecular function (GO): zinc ion binding; DNA binding
Source: RefSeq, a predicted model, not a curated record